Suillus fuscotomentosus is the source of this 369-nucleotide messenger RNA. RefSeq lists its product as uncharacterized. The record is from RefSeq and is a predicted model, not a curated record. The transcript has a single exon. The annotation marks the transcript as partial. NCBI's taxonomy places the organism in Eukaryota, Fungi, Basidiomycota, Agaricomycetes, Boletales, Suillaceae.
GCUAUAAAGGAUGAGAUGGUGAAGCUUUUCAGAGAGGCAAAUGUACUGUACUGGGCUGGGUCACUUCUUCAAUUCGCAUAUGAUUUCAUUGACCACUGCCUUUACUGUUCAUCUGAACCACCACCUUUUGAUAUCCCUCACUUGUGCUUUGUUGAUGCUGGUCUAGCUGUGUCAUAUGUACAACCACCACCUACUACAUCUCAUCAAAAAUCAAAGGUGAACAUCCCUCAGUAUGGCUACCUCGUUGAAGAGUUGAUUAGCAGCAACUUCCUGAAGUAUAUUCAUAACAUGGACUGUCAACCAAUGCUUGACCCAGACAAACCUGGCUAUGAAAUAGCCAAGUUCCUGGCAUGCACACAACACAUCUAA